Rhizoctonia solani is the source of this 2049-nucleotide messenger RNA. RefSeq names its product Glycolipid 2-alpha-mannosyltransferase. Gene Ontology annotation, molecular function: pyrroline-5-carboxylate reductase activity; alpha-1,2-mannosyltransferase activity. Bases 1 to 2049 code for a protein of 682 amino acids. The record is from RefSeq and is a predicted model, not a curated record. Gene Ontology annotation, biological process: cell wall mannoprotein biosynthetic process; protein N-linked glycosylation. The transcript has 11 exons. Gene Ontology annotation, cellular component: membrane; Golgi apparatus. NCBI's taxonomy places the organism in Eukaryota, Fungi, Basidiomycota, Agaricomycetes, Cantharellales, Ceratobasidiaceae.
AUGCUUGACUGCGUUGCUAAGCUUGCUGAUUCGUUGAUUCCUUCGGACCAGGAUGAUGACCCCAAUGAGAUAUGUUUUUCUGGUGCUGGGAGUACUGUUACACACGAGGACUAUAAAAAUGCGACAUCGAUAAAUCGAUUAAAGUCGUGGUCGUCCGGCGGUCCACCAUACAAUCAAGCUAUCCCUCCUUCGCCCGCUAACGCGACUGAGCGAGUGAAUGCCGCGUUCGUUGUCCUUGCGCGCAACGGUGACCUUGCUGGGAUUUUGGAAAGUAUCAAACAGAUGGAGGACCGUUUCAACAAGAAAUACCAGUAUCCCUAUGUGUUCUUGAACGAAGAGCCAUUCUCUGAAGAGUUCAAAAAAUGGACUACCGAAGUUGUGGGAUCCAAGACUGUCUAUGGCCAGAUCCCACACGAUCAUUGGUUUCAGCCUGAUUGGAUAGACGAGGAGAAGGCAACUAAGGCCCGUCUUAAGAUGAUCGAGGAAAAGGUCAUUUACGGCCACAGUGUCCCAUAUAGGAACAUGUGCCGAUUCAACAGUGGGUUCUUCUUUAAGCACGAGCUUCUCAAGGAUUACGAUUACUACUGGCGUAUUGAGCCGAACGUAAAGUUUUUCUGCGAUCUCGACUAUGACCCAUUCAAAGUCAUGAAGGAUGGAAAUAAGGUUUAUGGCUUCACGAUCUCCCUUUAUGAAUAUGUUGCUACCAUUCCUACGCUUUGGAAUGCCACUAAAGAGUUCAUCCAAGCCAAUCCUCAGUACCUGGCAAAGGAUAAUGCAAUGGGAUUCCUCUCUGACAAUAACGGCGAGACCUACAACAACUGCCACUUCUGGUCGAACUUCGAGAUAGGCGACCUUAACUUCUGGCGUGGCGAAGCUUACACAAAGUACUUUGAGCAUCUCGACUCUAAGGGUGGAUUCUAUUAUGAGCGUUGGGGCGAUGCACCAGUUCACUCAAUCGGUGCUGGGCUCUUCGCGCGCAAGGAUCAAAUCCAUUUCUUCAAUGACAUUGGAUACAAACAUGAGCCAUUCAUGCACUGUCCACAGGGUGAUGCUCAUGCUCGUGGCAAGUGUUGGUGUGAUGCCAAGCAAAACUUCGAUUACGAAUGCCCACAGCUCCCACCUGUCUCAAACGGCAUGUCGACCCCUAACUUGCCGGGUACAAUGACACCCAACGUAAAUGUCGAUGAGCUCCCAGAUGCAUCAAUUCCGUCUCGAUUUUUAGCAUGCGUAAACCGCGCAGAGUCUGCAAAGAGGCUCAAAGCGACGUUCCGAUCUACCGUUGGUCUGAUGGCUGCGGAGCAGAUCGAAAUAAUGUGGGGAGAAAACUUGCGGGCUGUCCAAGAGUCGAACGUCGUCCUACUCUGUUGCAAGCCUCAAAUGGCAGCCUCGAUUCUAAGUGCGCCUGGAAUGGCGACUGCUCUCGAGGGAAAGCUCUUGAUUAGCAUUCUCGCAGGGGUGACCAUUCAACAGCUGACUGGUAUGGUCCCUGCUUCAACGCGGGUAGUCCGCGCGAUGCCGAAUACGCCUUGCCGGAUUCGCGAAGGGAUGACUGUCGUGUCUGCAAUUCCUUCUUCAUCUUCUCCUACCCCAUCAGCGCUAGACUUACAGCGUGAGCUUGACCGAGCUAUUAUUCUGGCCAUUUUUUCGAGUAUCGGAAGGUGUAGGUUUUUAGAAGAAAAGCAUUUCGAUGCUUGCACAGCGCUGAGCGGAAGUGGUCCCGCGUUUGCUUGUAUCGUAUUGGAGGCUAUGGCGGAUGGGGGUGUUAUGAUGGGAUUACCAAGAACGGAGGCAUUGGAACUGGCUGCGCAAACACUACAAGGCACUGCGAGGAUGGUUUUGCAGUCUGGUCAGCACCCAGCCCAAGUCAAAGACUCGGUUACAACACCGGGAGGAUGCACAAUCGCUGGUUUGCUGACGCUAGAGGAUGGUCGAGUUCGUUCCACCAUCGCCCGGGCAAUUCAGGUCGCGACCGAUCGUGCCAGUGUACUUGGACAACCGGCGCCAGGGACAAUAAGAAAAGGCACGGGUAGUCCGGAGGCGAGAGAUUAG